Messenger RNA from Carya illinoinensis, 2784 nucleotides. RefSeq lists its product as uncharacterized. Lineage: Eukaryota; Viridiplantae; Streptophyta; Magnoliopsida; Fagales; Juglandaceae. The coding region runs from base 319 to 2670 and encodes 783 amino acids. Gene Ontology annotation, molecular function: protein binding. The transcript is spliced from 9 exons. The record is from RefSeq and is a predicted model, not a curated record.
GUAAUUAAUGAGCAGUGGAUAAACGACACGCGCGGGAGGGUGUCUGUCUGAUUAUGAAUUUCGUCCAUCAAGUCCGUCCAUAUAUCAGAGAGUGAUUUCCUCUUCACAGUGAGAUCCAUAGAGCGGUUUUGGAAAACGCCGGCAGUUCCAUCAUUUUCCACUGCCCAGCCGGCGGGAUUUGCAGUCAAUCAAAGUAGCGGAAAUUUUGGAAGACAAACCAUCCAUCUUUCCCUCGUAACCAGAUUUUUCGUUUUCAUUGAUGUGCAUGCGGUGAAGUUCAACUUCUACGGUAAGGAGGAAUGAGGCUUGUGAAAUGUGAUGAGAACUGAGAAAUUAGGCAUGGCAACAAAUGUUCUUCCAAGCACAAUUGUUCUUCAAGCUAUUAAAGAAGAUUAUACGGACUGGAGUGAUUGCAUAAGAAACUAUUUGUUGGCUCAUGAUCUUUGGGAUAUUAUCGAUACAACCCCGGAACCACCCAAACCAGAAAAUAACGUAGAAUAUAAGGCAUGGAGGAAGAAAAAUGCUGCGGCUGUACAUGCAAUUCUAAUAUCAUGUGGGAGGGAAAUACUAUCUCAGAUCAAGGAUGUUACUUUUGCCAAAACUGUUUGGGAUACAUUGGCUAAUAUGUAUAAAGAACACCGACUACCAGAAGAAGCUAAUCGAGUGGCAGGAAUUUCAUCAUCAGCAGCAGGGAGUUUCCAGAGGCGCAAAAUCCAGAACCCUGGCUUUACCGAGUAUGCGAUCUUGUACGAGGCUGUGCGAGAGGGUCAAUGGGACGAUGCACGUGAUUUCAUUCUAAAGCGUGGCGGCAAUUCCCUGACCGCAAAAAUCACACCAUUGGGCCAGACGGCUCUUCACGUUGCUGUUGUUUUUCAACAGGUCGAUAUAGUGGAGAGGUUGGUGGAGAUGAUGUCGCCAGAAGACUUGGAAAUACAAGAUGAUGAAGGUCUGACAGCUCUGGCUCAGACAGCAAUUCGAGGUUCCCUGCGGAUGGCCAGAUGCAUGAUAGAUGGGAACCCAAAUCGUUUGAUUACCAUCGGAAAUAAUUGGGGAUUAAAUAUUCCAGUAGUUCUGGCUCUUCGCUUUGAGAGAAGACAAUUGGCUCACUUUCUCUAUCAUCACACUCCGUUGGAAGCGUUACUGCCCGAGGAAGGCUCCAAUGGUGCUACAGUUGUAACCAAAGCUAUAAAUACUGGAAAUUUUGAUAUCGCUUUGGAUUUAAUUCGGAAAUGUCCAAGUUUGUCAACUUCUCUAGACGCAGACAACAUCUCCCCCAUGUCCCUUUUGGCUGGUAUGAGUUACGUAUUCCCGAGUGGUAAUCGGCAACCGUUUUGGACACGAUGCAUCUACUCCUGUAUUCACAUUGAUAAGUCGACUGUGAGCAUUGAUUAUGAAGCCAGUCCGAACAUUGAAAACGAUGGAGAAGAAACUAGCGGACCAAUGUCAAUUAUACCACCGGGCCAACCAGAUACAAUUACAAGACUCCUAACCGGCCUCUUGGUUAAAUUGACGAUGUUUCUGACCUUCGGUAUUGUCAAAGGAUUUAAGCAUCUAUAUGAAAUUAAGUUUCUCCACCUCCAAUCCCAACAACUUCUGCAUAAUAUGUUCUUCGAGUAUAAGGAGCUUAACAAACCGUUCCUUGCCCAACUCGGGGCAGAAAGUGGCCUUUCGCAAGCGAUCUUCAGUGCUAUUAGGGCAGGCAUCUUUGAGUUUGUUUAUCUUGUAAUGAAAGAAAAUCCAGAGCUUUUGUCGAUCCGUGAUAGUGAAAGAAGAAACAUAUUUAUGUCUGCCGUCCAACAUCGACGACCUGAAAUCUUUCGCCUUAUAUACGGGUUGGGACCGAAAGAGAUCAAAAUAAUAAUAUCAGCUCGAGAUAACUUCAGCAACAACAUAUUACAUAUAGCAGGGAUGUUAACAGCUUCCACUCCACUUGAUUACAUAAGAGGUGCAGCUUUACAGAUGCAAAGAGAAUUACAAUGGUUUAAGGAGGUAGAGCGCUUGUGCAACCCCAUGUUUAAGAACGAAUUAAACAAAGACGGUUUGACUCCUAAACAAGUGUUCUCGAAAACCCACGAAGACUUGAUGAAACAUGGAGAGAAAUGGAUGAAGGACACCGCACGUUCUUGUACGGUGGUAGGCGCUCUAAUUGUCACAAUUAUGUUCGCUGCAGUAUUUACCAUCCCAGGUGGUACCAAACAAGACAAAGGUUUUCCGGUUUUCAUACAUAAAAAAUUGUUUAAAAUCUUCAUAAUUGCUGAUUCCCUAUCUCUCUUUUCUUCCUCGACCUCAGUAUUGAUGUUUUUGGGAAUCCUCACAUCGCGUUAUGCAGAGGAAGAUUUUAUCAAAUCCUUACCCAAAAAAAUGAUAAUAGGUCUUUCCACCCUAUUCUUCUCUAUUGCAACCAUGAUGAUAACCUUUUCAGCUACUCUUUUAAUUAUCUUCCGUGAAAAAGUGUCGAUGGUCAUUCCUAUCAUCGGUUUAGCCUGCAUUCCUGUUUCCUUGUUUGUAAUGAUGCAGUCCAGCCUUCUUGUUGACAUGAUUGCUUCAACUUACGGAUCAGGCACCUUUAAGUACCGGAAAAUGAAGCAAGGCACCUUUAAGUACCGGAAAAUGAAGCAUUGGAAAUUUUUCUUCCGAAUGAAAAAGCCUUGGCUUACUACCUCAAUUUGACGUUAUAUAUGUACAAUGUAUGCGUAUUCUAUUAAUGUGGCAUACUAGCCUGGACGUAUGAUGCCCCUUUUUUUGGACGGAUUAUUGAUGAAUUUUCAGCUUGCUUUUGUGGCA